Sinocyclocheilus grahami is the source of this 2475-nucleotide messenger RNA. It is a transcript of the gene rragca, whose product is annotated as Ras-related GTP binding Ca. The transcript is spliced from 7 exons. The record is from RefSeq and is a predicted model, not a curated record. Gene Ontology annotation, cellular component: nucleus; Gtr1-Gtr2 GTPase complex; lysosome. Gene Ontology annotation, molecular function: GTP binding; GTPase activity. Bases 180 to 1322 code for a protein of 380 amino acids. NCBI's taxonomy places the organism in Eukaryota, Metazoa, Chordata, Actinopteri, Cypriniformes, Cyprinidae. Gene Ontology annotation, biological process: negative regulation of autophagy; positive regulation of TORC1 signaling; cellular response to starvation.
CAUCGAGAUGGGAAACACAAGAGACUGAAGAUUUAAAGGAGAAUCCAUAAUAAGUUUGCUCUCAUCUGUUUAUACGAUAACAAGGAUUUAUGUUUGUUCACUGAGCAUUAAUUUCGUGCUGGUUGGAUUACUAAUAAUCGGCCAGGUUAUAUUUUAAAGGGGUUGGGGAGGGGGUUAACAUGUCGAUCCAGUACGAGGCACCGCUGGCGGACAGCUACGGGGUGGCGGACUCGUUUCCCAAAGAUUUCGGAUAUGGAGAAGAAGAAGGAGACAUUGAGGACAGUCCUACUCCCUCCGACAGCAAACCGAGAAUCCUGCUGAUGGGAUUGAGGAGGAGCGGAAAGUCGUCUAUCCAGAAGGUGGUGUUUCAUAAGAUGUCCCCCAACGAGACCCUGUUUCUCGAGAGCACCAACAAGAUCUAUAAAGAUGACAUCUCCAGCAGCUCCUUCGUCAACUUCCAGAUCUGGGACUUCCCUGGACAAGUGGACUUUUUUGAUCCAACCUUUGACUACGAGAUGAUUUUCAGAGGAACUGGGGCCUUGAUAUUUGUCAUCGAUGCACAGGAUGACUAUGUGGAGGCCCUUAGUCGACUCCACCUAACAGUAUCACGCGCCUACAGGGUCAACCCAGAGAUCAACUUUGAAGUGUUUAUCCAUAAAGUAGAUGGCCUGUCUGAUGACCAUAAGAUUGAGACCCAGCGGGAUAUACACCAGAGGGCUAACGAUGACCUGGCAGAUGCCAGUUUAGAGAAAUUACAUCUCAGUUUCUAUUUGACUAGUAUAUAUGAUCACUCCAUCUUUGAGGCCUUCAGUAAAGUUGUCCAGAAGCUCAUCCCUCAGCUUCCAACGCUGGAGAACCUUCUCAACAUCUUUAUAUCUAAUUCAGGGAUUGAGAAGGCCUUCCUGUUUGAUGUCGUCAGUAAGAUUUACAUCGCCACCGACAGUUCACCGGUGGACAUGCAGUCCUAUGAGCUUUGCUGCGACAUGAUCGAUGUGGUCAUCGACGUCUCCUGUAUUUACGGAUUAAAGGAGGAUGGCAGUGGCAGUGCAUAUGAUAAGGAGUCUAUGGCCAUCAUCAAACUCAAUAACACCACAGUGCUCUACCUAAAAGAGGUCACCAAGUUCCUCGCCCUGGUCUGCAUCCUGAGAGAAGAGAGCUUUGAGCGCAAAGGAUUAAUAGACUACAAUUUCCACUGUUUCCGGAAAGCCAUUCAUGAGGUGUUCGAGGUGGGCGUUUCUAUCUCAAGGACAAGCAACCAGCCAGCUGGCACUCCUCUCCUGAAGACUGUUGCCUUAAACGGAACCCCCAGGAGCACUGUGUAGAAAGAUAGCGAUAAAGACUGAUGAAAAGUGUGGAGAUGAUGGAAAAGGUAACAAAAGAUAGAGACUACAGGAUGGGCCGCAUUCUGAGUAUGCCAACCAUCAUUACUGCUCCCAAAUGCUUUAUAAGCAAGAGUUUGAAAGGCACUAAAAUAAACUUGCUGCAGUGGGCGGGGCAGAAAUGUAAUGUGGGUAAGCUUGCAAAGCUGCGGAUGGAUGGAAGGGAAGAGGCACAAAAGAAGGUGGAACACUUUUUUUUUUUGUGACUAAAAGGCAUUAACAAACUGUUCCUCCAGAAAAGACCGCAAACAAGUAACAGUGCAAGUCACUUAGGGAAAAAAAAGCACAGCAAGAAACCUCUCACCCUGUCAGACAGUACCGCCUGACGACUUGGAUGAAUGCUGUAUAUGCUGCUGGUCACUUAACACAGUAGCCAAGUUUAAACGCAUACCUGGUCUACUCCUCAACACGUGAAUGUGGCAGACUUCUGUGAAAAUUUGGGGUGCACAAAAUUUGAGUGUACACUUGUGAAGCCUUAUGUAGAGGAGGCCUGUCUGAUGCAAGCCCCUAGUGCACACAUGCACACUUGGUCACCUAAACAGCCCAUCCCAUGUAUUGUGUAUGAAAGGUUAGUAAAGGGAUUGAAAUGUCAUUUUGAAUUUGUCUCGAGUGUGUUUGUGUGUGUGCACAUGUAUGUAUCCAGUGGAGAGGGUGGGUGUUGCAGAUGCACCGGUUCGGGGCCUAGAGAUGUUGUGAAGUCACACAUGGGAGAGCGUUUGCGACUUCGAAGACUGAGAAAGAGCUGUACCGUUUCAUUUGACCUCUGGGACACUGUGAUUGCACUUACCUCAGAGGAUGUCAGGGAUCCUAACUAACAAAAUUCAAACUGCUAUGCUGUACCGUUACCCUCUAGUUACAUUACGGCAUCCUUGGCGCGUAGCUCAUGCAAUCCGAGGACAUUGUAGGAUGAACUUGAAUUACUUACAUUCCGGUUCUGAGGUGCCAAUGCAGUUUUGCUCCGAUUUAAAACUCACUAAUCUUUACUUUCACUGAUCUUCAAGCUUGCUUAUGAUUCUUGUUUCUCAGAGUACAUAUAGGACAUGCCAAAGGUGUAAUCAUUCACAAGAAAUAAAACAUGUACACACACUGGAAAGAG